Messenger RNA from Cajanus cajan (pigeon pea), 3460 nucleotides. Its product is annotated as DNA glycosylase superfamily protein. Lineage: Eukaryota; Viridiplantae; Streptophyta; Magnoliopsida; Fabales; Fabaceae. Gene Ontology annotation, molecular function: DNA binding; catalytic activity. Gene Ontology annotation, cellular component: nucleus. The record is from RefSeq and is a predicted model, not a curated record. Gene Ontology annotation, biological process: DNA repair.
GAUAAGCUGUGGGUGCAUUGUGGUGAAGCUGAAACCAGUAAAUUCAUACUCAAGCAUGAGCCUCUAAGUGGUAACAACGAGAAGAUUGAUCCUGAAUUGUGUUGUUAUGGCUGUGACAUUGGAUUUGUUGAAGAAAAGCUGCUGGAAGAUGGAAAGAUUAAAUCCAUGGAAAAGAAGAAAAAGAAGAAGAUAGCAGUUGAGGAUGAGCUGCAGGAGAAUGAUGAUGAUGCUGAAACCAGUAAAUUCAAUUUCAAGAAAAUGGGACCUGAAGUUCAUAAAAAUAUAGUUCAGGUUGGUGUUAGAUAUGUUUCACCUUAUUUUCGUAAUGACACUGCAAAGAAGAUUAAUGGCAAACCAUUGGUUAAGGAAAGCAAAUCUGAACCCUUUGCAUUACCUACCUUUGGAGACUUGAUGGGGGAUAAACUGGAGAACGGUUGUAGCAGGAUGCAGGUUAAUCAACAGGGACUUGAAUGUAAUGUUGAUUCUGUUAUGACUUCUGCUUGCAGAGACUUCUUUGAGGAUGAGCUGAAAGAAAAAGGAAAUGGAUUUGAAUCUGUUAGCAUGAAAUCCAAGAAGAGAAAAUCUAAUAGCCAGAAAACUGCUGAAGAGAGUGCCAGGAUUAGAAAUGUCUCUCCGUACUUUCAGAUUGACAAUGUGAAGAAGACUGUUGUAGUAGAAACAAUUGAUCAUGAAAAUGACUUUGAUUCUGUUGCAUUAAUGGAUACUUGUGGAUACAGGAUGCAAGACAGGGAGGAAGAUAAUGGAGAUAAAAUUGCAAUUGAAAAGAUUAAAUUCAAAGGCAAGAGAACAUACAAGAAGCUUGAGUCUGUUGAACAUGAUCUAAUUCAACUUUCUCCUUUCUUUCAACGUGACAAUGAGAAAAUGGUUGAUGCUGAUUCAUGUUGUGAGAUUGGAUCUGUUGCUUCAUCAGGUAUUGGUAGUUGCUUCCCUGGAGGUAAGCUGCUGGAGGAUGGAAAUGAAAUGGAAAAUGGAACAUAUAAAUUCAAGAAGAACAAAACCGUUGCAAAUAAGCUUCAAGAGAAAAGAAAAAAUGCUGAAACCUGUAAUGUUAAACCCAUGAAGAUGAAAUCUGUGGUUCAGAAAAAUAUAGCUAAAGUUGGUGUUAGAUACAUUUCCCCUUUUUAUCAUAAUGAUAGUGUGGAGAUGAUUAAAGAUAAACCAUUGAAUAUGGAUAGCACAUCUGGAUCCAUUGCUUUACCCACCUUUGGAAAUUCCAUUGAGAAUAAACUGGAGGGAAAUAAUAGUGGGGAGAAGAUUAAACAACAGGGACUUGAUAGUCAUAUUGAUUCUGUUGUGUUUAAUGUUGCUUCUAGAGACUUUGAGGAACAGCAAGAAAAAGGAAAAGAAAUUGAAACCAUUAAAGUUAAAUCCAAGAAGACAAAAUCCAAUAAUCAAAAAACUGCAGAGGAGCGUGACAAGGUUCGAAAGGUUUCUCCUUACUUUCAGAAUGACAAUGAGAAAACAGUUAAUUUGGAAGCAAUUGAUCAUAAAAAUGAUUUUGAUUCUGUUGCUUCAGUGGGUAAGUAUGGAGAUACAAUUGCAAUUGAAAAUGGAAUGAAUAAUUUGAGAAAGAAGAAAGUCGUUGCAAAUAAGCUGCAUGAGAAUGGAAAUGAUGCUGAAACUUGUAAUGUUAAACCCAAGAAGACUAAAUCUGUGGUUCAGAAAAAUAUAGUCCAAGUUGGUGUUAGAUAUGUUUCCCCUUAUUUUCAUAAUGGCAGUGGGAUGAAGUUUAACGUUCAACCAUUGAAUAAGGAAAGCAAGACUGAAUCCAUUGUUUUACCUACCUUUGGAAAUUUCAUUGAGGAUAAACUGGUGGAAAAUAAUGGAGGGAAGAAUGUUAAACAACAGGUACUUGAAGCUAAUGCUGAUUCUAUUGUGUUAACAGUUGCUUCUGGAGACUUAUCUGAGAAAAGUAGAAAUGAAAUUGAAACCAUCAAAGGUAAUUCAAAGGAGAGAAAAUCCAAUAGUAGGAAAACAGCUGAGGAGCAUCCCAAGGUUCGGAAGGUUUCUCCUUACUUUCAGAAUGACGAUGUGAAGACAGUUAAUGUAAAAGAACAUGAUCUUGAAAGUGACCUUGAUUCUAUUGCUUUAAUGCGUACUUGUACUUUUGGAGAUAAAAUUCCAAUUGAAAAUUUUAAAUAUGAAGGCAAGCGAGCAUCUACAAAGGAUGAGACAGCUGAGCAUGCUCAAAUUCGAAAGGUUUCUCCUUCCUUUCAAAGUUACAUUGUGAAGAAGGAUGGUGCUGAAUCACGUUGUCUUGACAGUGAGAUUGGAUCGCAUGCUUUACCUAGUACUGGUGGUAGGCUCCUUGAACAUAAGCUGCUAGAGGAUGGAAAUGUAUUGGAAAAUGGAAAGAUUAAUUUCAAGAAGAGAGCCAUUUCAAAUAAACUGCGAGAGAAUGGAAAUGAGGCCACAACUAGUAAAAUUAAAUCCAAGAAGACAAAACCUAUAGUUCAGAAAAAUGUUGCCCAUGGUAUUAGAUAUGUUUCCCCUUAUUUUCAUAAUGACAAUGGUAAGAAGAUUAAUGUCAAACCUUUGGUUAAGCACAGCAAAUCUGAAUCCAUUGAUUUACAUGCCUUUGAAAACUCCGCGGAGGAUCAACUGGAGGUAAAUACGUCUAGUUGCAGUGAAGAAUCAAUUGAAAUUAAAAGAAAGCUUUCUGCGUUAGAGAUAUGGGAUGAGGCUUACAAAAGAAGAACUCCUGAUAAUACAUGGAAGCCUCCACGGUCUGCAACUGGUCUCAUUCAAGAGGAUCACAUUCACGACCCUUGGAGGGUGUUGGUUAUUUGUAUGCUUCUCAAUCGGACUACUGGUAGACAGGCAAAAAAGAUUGUGUCAGACCUUUUCAAGUUAUGUCCAGAUGCAAAAUCUUGUACCCAAGUUGCCAGAGAGGAAAUAGAAAAGACCAUACAAAGUUUAGGCCUUCAACACAAAAGGGCGGCAAUGUUACAGCGCUUCUCUGAGGAAUACUUGGAUGAAAGUUGGACUCAUGUAACUCAACUGCAUGGUGUUGGCAAGUAUGCAGCCGAUGCAUAUGCUAUAUUUAUUACAGGAAUGUGGGAUAGAGUGAAACCUACUGAUCACAUGUUAAACUAUUAUUGGGAAUUCCUCCAUCGUAUCAAGUAUGAAUCGUAAAAGACUUGGCUAAAUUAUUACACUAGCGUCUGUCUCUCAGUUGUCCCUGAUGAGGUGAAAAUCCACAGCAGUUUUUGCCAAUUUUAUUGAUUUGCCCUUGGUGUCAGAAGAUAAUCGCCCUUUCUUUUUGGCCUAUUUAGAGCAUAUCCAACGUUAUACUCAGUUGCUUAAAUGAUUUUUUCUUUUUGUGGGUCUUACAACAGCAUACUUAGGAACUCUUGCUCUUUUUGGGCUAUUUAGAGCAUAUCCAAUGUUAUACUCAUAGAGUUGCUUAAAUGAUUUUUUUGUGGGUCUUACAAAAUCA